This is a messenger RNA of Seminavis robusta, 1392 nucleotides long. NCBI's taxonomy places the organism in Eukaryota, Bacillariophyta, Bacillariophyceae, Naviculales, Naviculaceae. The record is from the annotation of a GenBank genome assembly.
AUGGAGGGAGAUGGCAUCGAAGUCGAUGAUGUGGAAGCAAGGAGGAAAGAUGAACCUCAAGACUCCGACACAUUGAAUGGUGGAAAAAGAGAAGGAGAAAAGGUGCCACUGACAUUGCCACAGUCAUCCACUCUGGAAGAAGGACUGGUUGAGGGCGAUGCACGGAACGAAGUAGAUUUGACCAGUACCACUCGAUUUUGCAUCAGGAUUGGUCAAGCCGCCUUCUUAUAUGGAUCUCCUGGUCCUAAUGUGGAGCGAUUCUUGGAGCAUGUAAUGAAGCAACAUGGCUUUUAUGGCAUGUUCCGUGCCACUCAGUCAGAACUCAUUUGCUCCGUGGCAAAGUCGGAGAGUGAAUUGCCACAAACCACAAUUGUAGCCAUUGAAUGUGACUUGGACAUGUACAAACUGGCACUCUUGGCAGACUUGGCAAACAAAGUCCUCUCCAUGGAAGUCACUCAGAAUGAUUCGCUUAUCGAGUUGGACAAAAUUGCCAAAACACAAAAUCCUUGGGGAGACCCUGUGAUAUGGGCAAGCUAUGUUCUUGCUGGUGCUGCCUUGGCCAACUUGCUAGGGGGGUCCUGGUGGGAUAUUCUCACUUCUAGUUUCGGCAGCUGUCUUUGUUUUCUUGUGGUGCUGAUACUACCCAAAAUUGGCAACCACGGUGCUUUUACAAAAUGGAUACACCUCGUGGCUGGCUUUGUGACAGCUGCCUUUGCCAGCCUGGUGCAACUUGGAUUGGAAGAUUUAAAUGUGGGAAUCUGCACUUUAAGUGCUAUCGCCAUCCUUAUUCCUGGAUAUACAGUGUCGGUGGGAGUGGCAGAGAUCGUUGCCAACAGAAUUGUGUCCGGCUUUGCCAAGUUGGCCAAUGGUUUGCUUGUGCUCAUUUGGCAAGUUGUGGGAGCAUGGCUUGGGUUUUCCUUUAUCAAUGCGGUGGCCAAUGUACCCUCGAACGAAAAUGAGACUGAGUCACUUCCGAUGGCAUGGCAGGCUCUGUUUGUGCCACUUAUCUGCAUCAGCUUAAUCUUUGUCUUCCAAGUUGGCACUCGAGAUGCCCCAUGGGCAUUGCUAAUCAUGGGAGUGACCUACGGGUCAUUCUAUGGCUUCAGCAGGCUGAAGGCCAACAAUCUUGGGGUGUUUUUGUCCACAGUGGUCCUUGUUGUGAUAGCAAACGGAUGGGCAAAACUCAUGAAUCGGCCGGCUUCACUGGUCCUUGUCCCCUCUCUUGUGUUGCAGGUCAGUGGCAGCAUUGGUUUUCAAGGACUUUUCCAUGUGAUAGAGGGACAAGCAGAGCUUGGAACAGCACAGUUUGAACAAAUGUUGAUAAUUGCUUUGAUGAUUGUGGUGGGCUUGCUGGCGGGAAACACCGUACUACCACCUGGAACCACUUUGUAA